Tribolium castaneum (red flour beetle) is the source of this 3364-nucleotide messenger RNA. RefSeq lists its product as uncharacterized. Bases 1280 to 2344 code for a protein of 354 amino acids. Lineage: Eukaryota; Metazoa; Arthropoda; Insecta; Coleoptera; Tenebrionidae. The record is from RefSeq and is a predicted model, not a curated record. The transcript has 6 exons.
CAACUAGUCCUGGCAUCCGACAGACAGACGUCCAGUCUAAUUAGUGCAAGGUUGCUCGAAAUUGGGCAAAAGUCCGCCUGAACAUUUUUCUAAUUGUUCAGGCGCUCUUUUGCAUGACUUUGGCCAACCACAACCAGCAGUGCUAGUUUUUGCCAGGGUGUGAAGAAUUGAUCAAGUAGCGCCGCUUGGUCUUUGAAUUGAUUGAUCAGCGUCGUUGCUUGAUCCAUUCUCUGCAUCCACAAUCACCAAGCCAACAAUUUGGAGAAAAUUGGUGAGUUUUGCGCUAAAACGGUGAUAAAUUUUGGCGGUGUUACGAUGUUCUAAACUAUCGAAAGAUUAACUGCCACGGGAUUAUAAAUAAAGACUUUAUUGCUCUGGGAAUAGGAAAUUUGCGAAAAUUACUUUUUACUUCGAUAAAACUUUGCUUAUAAUUAAAUGCGUAAACAAAACAAACAGAACUGAGUGUUUUAAUGGACUUAAUCAAAAUUUCAGGAAAGCUUGUAGAGCUGAUUUAUUAUUUAGAAAUUGCCCCAUUUUGCAGCGGUCGAUCAUUUUCUUGUCGCAAUAAUUCCCAGCACUGUAAUGCUCACAAAUCGCCGAUAAUCUUACGGCUUCUAAUGUAAUCAUAAAUUUCUCGCUUUCUGUAAUCCAAUAUCGCUCCAACUCUAAACAAUCGUCAUUCCGCCGUCGUUUCAUUAAAGCAUUCCGCAAUGAAUUAAAAUUGAAAAAUACUCGAAAAUUCGAACCGCCCUCAUAAUUUAAACGUUUCCGUCCGCAAACAAAACAGAUUGGCACAAUUUUGUUCAACCACCGUUCACGCUCGAGGUUUACAACCCCUAAACCAGCUCUACAAUAUUGAAUUAUCAAGAUAGACGAUUGCGUGGCAGGAGAGAAAUUGAAAUGCAUUCCUUACGAAAAUCCAUUCCCACGUAAUGUCAAAUCGGCUCAAAGUCAAGAGAGACUCUAAUGAAAUUUUUCUUUUUUUUUACAGAACGAUUCAAAUUACGAGAGGACGGUCAGUAAGUCUGCUGAUGCUUUUACGACAGUUUCAGCUCUCUUACUUUCCGUCUUCUUGCGAUCGAUUGCCAACACUUAACAAAUUAAUUACGUCGAGAUGUGGGUCGCACCCUGGGGGUUCCACAGAAGAGUGAGUCCACCCGCCGCCGCAAGUUAGGUCGCCAGAGGCCGGCCCAAAGUCCGUCCCUGGACCAGGCCACACCAGACGGCCAUGUGCACGCCGGUAUACCGAUCAUAGUGGGACGUGGGCCACGGCGGCACGAUGGAGGUGGAGGUCCGCGAGGAGGCUUCGCCCGGAACCAAGUCCGGGGACUCCACCGCAUUGCUGGUCAACAACACGCCUGCCUACCCCAUGGCAGACGGACCGGUGGUGAUCGUCCGUGUCGAAGAGGUGCUGCUCGUGGUCCUCGUCCUCAUGAUCUGGGUGGCGGCCAUCGCCCUGUUCUUCAACCGUUGGGGCAAAAUCCGCAUGUUGGAGCCCUACCAGCCCAAGUUCCACCAGCAGCCCCAUCGGCCGUCGUGCCCCUUAGCCCCCCUUAGCCCCCCAGCACCCCAAGUGAGCAACACUCUGCCCAGGGCGCAGAAACCGACCACUCAAAGGAUGUCCUUUUCGAAAUACAACGUCAACGCCAUGACUGACCCUUUGUCAGCCCUUCCAUCGCCCAUUAUACGGAGGCCGAGACAAAACUCGGUGUUUGUUGGGAGCUCGACGAUGGCCAUCCUGAAUCCGCCCCCUCGACGCGUCAAAUCUGCCAUCGAUAUCCAACAUAUGGUCGUGAACGAACACAGUCCCACAUCACUCACAGGUAGGAAAGGUUCGGUGAUUCCCAUCCUCAACCGCGACCGGCGGCCCUCGAUCACCAUCGAGCGUCCCCGCCACCGGCCGUCCAUCGCCAUCCUCGACCGCCCGCCGCCGCCCGCAGCCCGCUACCGGCGUUCGUCGUGCUUCGUGGAGCGUCCCUCGCGCCCCCACCGCAACUUCAUCAGUUUCGAGCACCCCAUCGUCGAGCGCAAAAUGUCGAUAAACAUCGAGCGACCAUCGUGCAGCUACCACCAGCAGCCCAUCGUCAGCUUCGAAGCCCACGUGGAGCCCGCCAAAGUGGACUUACCGCCGAAACUACCGAAACUCUCGCGCAGUUUCGAGCAACCGCCGAAGGAACGAACGCGACCCGAACGCAUGGCGAACAGUCUCGACGUCAGUUCGGUCAGCUUCGACCGGCGCUCGAGCAUCGUCGAAGAGGACCGAUCUUCGCCGGUUUUCAUCUGUUUGGACGAAACCAGGAUCACGGCACCCUUGCUCGAAGGACUCAAAAGCUCCGACGUGUGAUCCGAAAAUCGUAUUUUUCUAAUUGUUGGUGCUUCAGAGAUUUAUUUUUUGACUCGGAAGCCAAGGCUAGUGAGAUUGCCGGAAUUGGACGCACUCACACGAUUUGCUCAAAAUAUUUCAAACGUUUAUUACAAAGGCAUGCCUUUCUACAAACUAUUCGAUCUAUGCCAAAACUUGCCGGCAUAUCUAAAAAAUUAUAUCAUAUUUAUCUCUCCUCUUACAUUAUCCUUUCAUUAAGCGGAAGCUUCGGAAUGGCUAAAUAAAGCAAAUAAUUCUUGGCACAAUUCCAUCCGAUUCGUACAACAAUAACACACAAUAUUUAACAUGGAUGUACUUAUUAGAACUGUAUUCUAUUUUGAUAUAUCGCUUACAUAGGACCAAAUCGCUUUGUCUGAAGCGCCCGCCACAUAUACAGGGUUAGUCCGCCAAAAGUAUAUUUUUACUACAUCUCAGAAAUUCCUUUCCAGGUCAAAAUCCUCAGUUAUUGUACAUUCUUAAUAUUGUUUUUUACUUUAAUAGUAAACGACCGCUUCUUAUUCGUUUUAGUGUCAGGUCAGGUCAGGUCAGGUCAAAAAAGUAAAACUUUUACUGUAUGGUCAUAAAAGUUGUCACUUAAAAAACAUUGGUUAUGAAAAAAAAUAUACAUAGGGAAAAAAUAACUUAAUAAAAAAUUCUUGUGACAGGCUCACCCUGUACAUGUCAAGGCGGCUGUUUUAACAAAGCACUAGAUGAAAUAUUGAUCGUAUAAUCAAAAUUUCAUAAAGCUCUACCUAUUCUGGGACCUAAGUGUAGAUUGUAUUUUUAGAUAGGAUAGUGUUCGAUUUCGAUAGUAAAGCAGAGGCGUACCACAGGGGGGCGUACCGUAUUUUAAAUGUCGCGAUUUUAUAAGAUUUUAGACCAAGUUUAGCGCGUACCGACUUAUUCUAACUGUGUAUCAACUAAUAAACAUUAUAUUAAUGUAUUUGAACUACAUUGUUAUAAAUUAGUUACGACUGUCUUAAAUAAAGUGCUGAUCAAGGA